GAUACAUUGUCUGACAAAAAAUUUAUACACAAAUUUGAAGAACGGCAGUGCAAUACACGUGUUGCGUCAGAGGUAGCUCUGUCUUUGGCGCAAAAUAAGCGCCCGUCCGCUGAAGACAAAGCUGGAUAUGCAGAUUUGCGAGCUAGACUUGCGUACGCCAUGGAGUUCUGGACCAUUGGCAUGGCCCGUGGGACUAUCGCUAGAGUUGCCUUCGAGGCCACCAAUGGCGGUCUUUCUGGUCCCGUCCAUGGCCACAGGGAGCUGUCUUUCAAGGACAGAGCCAAGCUCUUCUUUCCUCCACCUGGUCACACCGUCCCAUCUGGAUCGCAGUGGUGGUUCCUUCUCAACGCUGAGGUGGGAUAUAUCUACGAGUACCACAGGACACUCCGCGAGUCGUCCAACUCAGCCGCUCAAGACAUCAACGAUGGCCUCGGACACAUCUUCUCACAUCUCCAACUUCUUCCCUAUGCACUCGCCGGCACCCCUACCUCGCUUGGAUUCCUGUGGAAGCAGGACAAAGACAGUGUCCGUCUCGUCAUCAAUCCCCGAUACUACCGCAUGGCGUCGAUUGGAACUGGACAGCGCAAGCGCAACAGCACCCGCCGGGUCACCCUCUCAAAAGCAGGCUUUCUCAAACGCAUAUCCAGCAACAACAGCCACGGUGUCAGUGACAUGGGCGCCAUCAGCAAGUUCCAGAAUGCUUUGCGACAGAAGAGCGCCAAGAGGGCCAACUCCAAGCGUUCUGCAGCUGCCCGCAACACACGUGAUCCUCCCCGACCAGUCACCAAGUCUGGCACAGCAGGUCAUGCUAAUGAGGCUGCUGAGCAAGACGUGUCCCUUGAAGACCAUCAAGACGAUGAGGAUGAAUGGGUUGGGUAUGAUGAUGUAGAGAUGGUUGAUGCCGAGGACAGGAUGGACAACCAAGCUCUUGAAGCUGACGAGGAUGAUGCAGCUGAGGAGUUGGAGAUUGAAUGGGCUAUGGGAUCGGAUCACAUGGAUGAGGACAUGGACUCAGAUUGA
This is a messenger RNA of Trametes versicolor FP-101664 SS1, 1020 nucleotides long. RefSeq lists its product as uncharacterized. NCBI's taxonomy places the organism in Eukaryota, Fungi, Basidiomycota, Agaricomycetes, Polyporales, Polyporaceae. The annotation marks the transcript as partial. The transcript has 2 exons. The record is from RefSeq and is a predicted model, not a curated record.